Molecule: messenger RNA, 4150 nt
Organism: Mesocricetus auratus (golden hamster)
Lineage: Eukaryota; Metazoa; Chordata; Mammalia; Rodentia; Cricetidae
Gene: Il18r1
Product: interleukin 18 receptor 1
Exons: 11
Coding region: 468-2117 (549 amino acids)
Biological process (GO): interleukin-18-mediated signaling pathway; positive regulation of type II interferon production
Molecular function (GO): interleukin-18 receptor activity; interleukin-18 binding
Source: RefSeq, a predicted model, not a curated record
AUCAGCACAGGCUUCAGCAGGGAGCAGGAGCGGGGAGCGCAGGGCAUCUCAUACCAGAAAACUUGAGCGCUCCCGAGCAGAGCAGCUCAGUUUUGGGAGGGCCCUAGACUUCAGUUCCCCAGCUCACAACUGCGGACCUGGAGAGACUUUCAUCCUGGGCGGUGCCCACCUGCUGCCUUAGCUUUUCUUUUCUUCUUACUAUUCUGUUCUUCCCCACCCAGGGCAUUUUUUCCAUAGCCCUCAGGGUUGUCUGAUCUCUUUAAUCAAGCUCUCCUGGCACGGUCUCACUGCAUGCCCCCAGCCUCCCAUCUCUUUCUGUUUUCACAGUUGUGGGCCUGGAGGGAUCACUCUUUCUCACCUACUGUGUUAAUUCUGCUUCUCAAAUGUAAGUGACACAGAGACCACCGACCUGCCCUGCCCGUGAGACACUUCUCUGGAGGGACACCAGUUGAAGCAGAAGCCUAACCAUGCAUUGUGGAGAACUAUUCUUGAUACUCUGUGUUCUCAUUGUUAAAAAUGCCUCAAAAAAUUGCAUUCACCGCCCACAAAUUCACACGCUAGAGGGGGAGCCUUUUUAUCUGAAGCCCUGUGGUGUAUCUUCAUCCGUGCACAAGAAUGGGACAGCCACUAUACGAUGGUUCAAAGGCAACGCUUCCCAUGGAUAUGGAGAGCUGAACACUGAGAGCUCACCCAGAAUUACUUUGCAUGGUUACGAUUUGGAAUUCUGGCCAGUUGAGCUGGAGGACGAGGGAACAUACUUUUCCCAAGUGGGAAAUGAUCAGCAAAAUUGGACCCUAACUGUCAUCAAAAGAAAUGAACACAGCUGCUUUUCUGAAAAACUUGUGAAAAAUAGAAAUGUAGAAGUCAAGAAAUCUCUGGAUAUACCAUGUGAAAACCCUAACUACAGUGAGCUAACCAACCACACAUCAUUGUAUAAGAAUUGUAAGGAAAUAGUCAAACCUCCAAUGAUCCCGAAGGACGCUGAAUUUGGAGAUGAGGGCUAUUACACCUGUGUGUUUUCUCUCCACCACAAUGGGAAGCAGUAUAACAUCACCAAGACCGUCAAUAUAACAGUUAUUAAAGGGAACAGUAAAAUAACUCCAGCUAUUUUGGGACCAAAGUUUGACACUGUUAAAGUAGAACUAGGGAAAGAUGUGGAACUUAACUGCACAGCUUUACUGAAUAAAAAUGAUCUGUUUUAUUGGAGCAUCAGGAAAGAAGACAGGUCAAACCCUAAUGUGCACGAAGACAUGAACAAGACAACUUGGACUUCUGAAGGCAAACUGCAUGCUUUUAAAAAACUGAAAAUUCGGAAUAUUACUGAAAAGAAUCUCAAUGUUUUAUAUAAUUGCACAGUGACCAAUGAGGAAGCUACAGACACCAAAAGCUUCGUCUUGGUGAGAAAAGAGAUGGCUGAUAUCCCGGGCCAUGUCUUUAUGAGAGGGAUAAUCGUGGCAGUUUUCAUCUCUGUGGCAGUAGUGUGUGUGGUGACUUUGUGUGUCAUUUAUAAAGUCGACUUAGUUCUAUUCUACAGACGCUUGGCAGAAAGAGACGAGACAUUAACAGAUGGCAAAACAUACGAUGCUUUUGUAUCUUACUUGAGAGAGUGUCAUCCUGAAAAUGGAGAAGAAUACACUUUUGCUGUGGAGACGCUACCCAGGGUCCUGGAGAAACAAUUUGGGUAUAAGCUAUGCAUAUUUGAAAGAGAUGUGGUUCCUGGUGGAGCCAUUGUUGAUGAGAUCCAUUCACUGAUAGAGAGAAGUCGGAGGCUGAUCAUCCUCCUCAGCAAAAAUUACCUGGCUCAUGAAACCAGGCUUGAACUUGAGAGUGGACUCCACAAGGCGCUGGUGGAGAGGAAGAUUAAAAUCAUCUUAAUCGAGUUUCCUCAAGCCAACAGCUUCACUUUUCUGCCCCCAUCCCUGAAGCUCCUGAAGCCCUACAGAGUUCUGAAAUGGAAGACUGACAAUUCACUUUCUUAUAACUCGAGGUUCUGGAAGAAUCUUCUCUACUUGAUGCCUGCAAAAGCCAUCAGGCCAUGGAGAGCAGAAUCAGAAGCUCUGGCAGUUCUUUCAGCUUGGUCUUCAACAAAGCUCCAAGUCAGAACUGAAGGGAGCUGAGCUGAACUGAGCUGAGCCGAGCUGGGCUGGACUGGACUGGACUGGACUGGACUGGACUGGACUGGACUGGACUGGACUGGACUGAACUGAACUGAACUGAACUGAACUCAGCUCAGCUCAGCUCAACUGAACUCAACUCAAGUCAACUCAACAACUGAAGCCCUGCUUGAGGUCAUCCGUGUGCCUUUUCACAACAGGGCCGUUGCUCAAAAUACCAAAUUCUGUGAUCAUCUCUCCCACUCCCAGGUAGAAGAUUAGAUUUGUCAUUGGGUCAUCAUAGAGGAAACAAAACCUGAACUCCCAGAAGAUUUCACAAGAAAUCAGUCUGUUAUUCUUCCUGUCCUUCAAGCAGUGGUUCUCAAUCUGUGGGUCACGAACCCUUGAGCAAACCUCUAUCUUUAAAAAAAUUUACACCAUAAUUAAUAACAGUAGCAAAAUGACAGUUGUGAGGUAGCAAUGAAAAUAAUGCUUUGGUUGGAGAUCACCACAACAUGAGGAUCUGCAUUAAGGGGAGGGUCUAAGCUUUAGGAAGUUUGAGUACCACUGCCCUAGAGCUAUCUGCACUCUAACCCCUCAUUCAGCAAGGGUGCAACUGACACACAGCAGAUUUAUCCUCCAGAACAAGGCAUUUCCUACCAGUCUUUAGUACAUCUUCCAGGGUGCAUAGUUCUCCACCAGGCUCAGGAGGUGGAAGGAGUGGGCGGAUGAGCUGCAUGAGGAGCAGGGAAAGAAGGCGAGGGAAGGCCCCAGGGACUUGGCUUCAGGAUGAGUUUAGUGUUGCGAGGUAUUUCUCAAAAGCUCAGUGAGACAUCAGACAAGAUGUCUUACUUCUUAUUUAGAUCUUUCAUAAGACCUUUGAAAAGGGAACCCUAAACACCUUUGUAUCAUCGUUGCCAGACAAAAAAUUAAAUUCAGAGAACUCAGUUGGCCUGCCAGCUUUUGUUGACUUUAUCUAGAUAUUUAUAUGUAGGAUCAUGUAAGCUACCAAAUGGCACAAACAAGCAUGCAACAAUUGCUUGUUGUUUAUAUUAGCUGUUUCAAACGGAAGGGAGUUCAGCGUGGCAGUUGAGAGAGUGUGGCCUGUCCUGUUCAGCCAAAUUUGAGUGACAACCCUGGGUUUUCUGUUUCCUUUUCUGCAAUUUUACUUACUUUAGUUUCCUCAUCUCUAAAAUCAGAGUUCAAAAUAGCUAUUCCUACUUCAUAAGGGGACUAAAGGUCACUCUGUAAAUGUGGCUUUUAUUGUUGAUGGCAGCCAGUCAUGGCUUGGCCCAGUGAUUUAACACUUUAGUGAAUGGGAGUCAGAGAUGACAAGUGGGAAAACAGGUCCUAGGAGGGAAGCAGCUUUGGCUUCAGUAGCAUAUUGAGAGGACACAAGAGAGGCAUAGCAAAACAAAACACCCUCUACCCACACCCACACCCACACCCACAACACCUCUCUGUUGGAAUACGCAUCUCUUGGGCACUAGGAGACACUUGCGUCUGUUUCUCUAAAGGGGGCUGUCAUCUUGGGGCUUUCUCCAUGGUUCAAAACAAUGACUGUCUGUCUGUGAGAAUUGCUUCUGUGUGCAUCUGUGUGUGUGUGUGUGUGUGUGUGUGUGUGUGUGUGUGUGUGUGUGGCACGCGCAUGCUUGUGUACUGACUUUGCAUGGAAAGAGUCAGAGAAGAUUCAAGGAAGCCCACAGCUCUUUGUUUGAAAGUUUGCAAAUGCCUGAGGGCAUCAAGAAUGUUCUAGAAAAGUCAAGACUGUUUAGAAUAUAGUAGAUUUUUGAAAGAAAGAAAAAAAAAGAUGAAUGGGGAUUCUCAAGUACGUUUUGUAGCUCAUGACUUCAUGUGCUAAUUAACUGACAAAAAAAAGAUAAAUUCAACAAAUACUUUAUGCCCUAUGUAUGAAAAUAUACAGUCAGAAGGAAUUUUGUUGCUUUGAGAGUUUCUGGUAAAUAAAAUAACUUUGCUUCAUUCUUUUAUUACUCAUGCUCUGACACAUGAAGUUUAUUUCAUGUAAAAUAUAUUUUACAUUAAAUCUGAUAAAUGCA